AAAGCAGCUUCAUAAGGUGCAGAAAACUGUGACACCAGAAGGUUCUGAGUAUUGAUUAGCGAGCUUUCGUGUUUUCCUAGAACCCAAUAUCUUUAAUGGUCUCUGCUCCUUUUCUCAUACAAGCUUGAAAGAAGAACCAGAAAUUUCAAGGGAAAAGAAAAGAUGAGACUUGGAUUUGCUUCUUGGAGCUUCAUCCUAUGCACCCUACUCAUCCUUUUGAUUCUGCAAGAGGGUGGAGCUAGAAAGAUAUCCACAACAUCAAGCAGAGAAAUUGAACUGAAGGAAGCAUCCUAUAAUUUGCAGAAGUUUGCAACAGAGGGUCUUGUACUCGACAGCAUUAUUCAGCUUGAAGGCGCUGAUAUAAACUUGAAGAAGAAGAAGAAGCAUGUCCAUGAUGACGGCGAGAAUGAAAAUGAUGAUGACGACAAGAAGAAGGAGAAGGGGAAGAAAUAUAAAAGCGAAAAGAUCAUUGAAAGUGAUAAUCACAAACACAUGGCCCCUGAACUGAAUGUGUUUUUCACCCCAGAUGAUUUGAAGGUUGGGAAAAUCAUGCCCAUCUACUUUUCCAAGAAAAACUCUUCAAAGUCUCCAAAAUUUCUAACCAGAGAAGAAACUGACAAGGUUCCCUUCUCCUCAAAACACCUACCAUACCUUCUGAAAUUCUUCUCCAUCCCAAAACACUCACCCCAAGCCAAGGCUAUGAAGUAUACACUCAAACAAUGCGAAUUCGAAAACAUGGAAGGAGAAACCAAGUUCUGUGCCACAUCUUUGGAGUCCUUGUUUGAUUUUGCACACGGUCUGUUUGGUUCAAAUACACAGUUCAAAGUUCUGACCACUGUCCAUCUCACAAACUCAACAGCUGUUUUACAGAACUAUACCAUAUCAGAAGUGAAAGUGAUUUCGGUUCCAAACGUUAUAGGGUGUCACCCUAUGCCUUACCCUUAUGCAGUUUUUUACUGCCACAGUCAGCAGAGUGACACCCGUCUCUAUGAGGUGUUGGUGAAGGGUGAAAAUGGAGGAAGAGUUCAAGCUGCAGCUAUUUGCCACAUGGACACCUCUAAGUGGGACCGAGAUCACGUGUCAUUUCGCGUUCUCAAAGUUGAACCUGGAACCUCCCCUGUUUGCCAUUUCUUCCCUUCUGAUAAUCUAGUCAUGCUACCUUUAUCUGGGGCUCCAUAACUACUUUUCUGUUUUCUGUUUCUGUGUACCAACCUGGUUGUACUAGGAAAAAUGAAAAACUAGGUAUCUAUGUUAAUAAGGAUGUCUUUGUGGCGUGCUUUGGAAUAGAACGUUAAUGUAAUGCUUAUCUUCUGCGUA
Messenger RNA from Vigna angularis (adzuki bean), 1317 nucleotides. Its product is annotated as BURP domain-containing protein BNM2A-like. NCBI's taxonomy places the organism in Eukaryota, Viridiplantae, Streptophyta, Magnoliopsida, Fabales, Fabaceae. The transcript is spliced from 2 exons. The record is from RefSeq and is a predicted model, not a curated record. Bases 163 to 1179 code for a protein of 338 amino acids.